Messenger RNA from Ilex paraguariensis (yerba mate), 577 nucleotides. Lineage: Eukaryota; Viridiplantae; Streptophyta; Magnoliopsida; Aquifoliales; Aquifoliaceae. The record is from the annotation of a GenBank genome assembly.
UUCCAAUUAUGUUGGAGAACUAACAGAGAAAUGUCAAGAAAAUCAUUGAUAACCACAGCCCAUAAAGAUGCCAAAAACUUCAAAUAUUACUUCUCAUAAGAAAACCUUCAUUCAGAAGAAUAUUGCUUUAAAAUUUUUAGUUCCUCAAACAUUGGACUGGAAAAUUGCUAUCCACCCUCCCAUGCAAAAGUUGAUAAACAUGAAUAUAAACAAAGGCGGCUUCAUCCAAAACUCUCAAUGCAUGAGCAAAACCAAUUCCUUCACUCUCAACACAUACCCAUUUCCUCUAAGGGCACUGUCGGCAAACAUGAAUAUAAACAGAAAUCCACACACACCUCAAAAUUCAUCUAUAUCCAUAACAAAAGCAAAUGGUAAAACUAUGCAGGCUUCAGUACAAAAAAAUAGUCGACCGCAACCAUUUUACCUAACAAACAAUAUUGAAACGAUACUUAAAGUGGAUGAAAAACUUGUAAGAAAAAUGCAAGAUCCAUUUGGUUAAUUAUGUAUGGUCCUUAACUAUCAAAACACCUUUAAGAGAAAGGUUAGAGAGAUACCUUGAGGGCACCAAAAACACGAU